UUCUCUGUUGAUAACCCAGCUUUUAAACUGCUAGCGACUUCUUCUUUCUAGGCUUUUCUGCUUUUGUAUCUAUAGUAACUAUUUUUUAUUAUAUCCGUGCCCCUCCAUCUCCGAGAAAAGGCUUUACCGCCGGCGGCCGGGCAUCGUAGAUUUCCCGGGCAAUCGCGGAUCGGUAGGACGAGAUGAAGGUUUUCGUUAAGACUUUGAAGGGUACUAACUUCGAAAUCGAAGUGAAACCCGACGAGACGGUUGCCGAUGUCAAGAAAGUUAUAGAGACUGCUCAGGGUGCAGAUCUUUACCCUGCUGCACAGCAGAUGCUGAUUUAUCAGGGGAAAGUUCUUAAGGAUGGCACGACACUGGAGGAAAAUAAAGUUGCUGAAAAUAGUUUUAUUGUCAUUAUGUUAAGCAAGAGCAAGGUUUCAUCUGGCGGAGCAUCAGCUGCUUCAACUGCAUCUCCAAGCCCAGCACAACCUGCAGGUUCUUUGCCUUCUCGUGCAACUCAACCUUCAACAACUACUGAAGCUCCUGCUCCAACUGCAGCACCUCCACCUUCUGCUGCUGAAACUAUACCAGCUGUAGUUAAUCCUGUUUCUUCAGAAUCAGACGUAUAUGGACAAGCAGCAUCAAAUCUUGUUGCAGGAAAUAAUUUAGAGGCUACUAUUCAACAGAUACUUGACAUGGGUGGAGGAAGUUGGACCCGUGAAACUGUUGUGCGUGCUUUACGUGCUGCAUAUAAUAACCCUGAAAGGGCUGUUGAAUAUCUUUACUCUGGCAUUCCUGAGCAAGCUGAGGUUCAACCUGUUGCCCAAAUUCCUGCUAGUGCACAGGCUACGAAUCCACCAGCUCAGGUUGGACAACCAGCAGCACCUACUAGUGCUGGGCCGAAUGCAAACCCUCUAGAUUUAUUUCCACAGGGCCUUCCCAAUAUGGGUUCCAAUGCUAGUGCAGGCACCUUGGAUUUUUUGCGUAACAGUCAACAGUUCCAAGCGUUGCGGGCCAUGGUGCAAGCUAACCCCCAAAUCCUGCAGCCUAUGCUUCAGGAGCUGGGGAAGCAAAAUCCACAUCUUAUGCGGCUCAUUCAAGAGCAUCAAGCUGACUUCUUGCGCUUGAUAAAUGAACCGGUUGAAGGAGAGGGGUUGACAAUGGCCUCAGCAAUGCCUCAGGCUGUGACUGUUACCCCUGAGGAGCGCGAAGCAAUUGAGCGUCUUGAAGCAAUGGGCUUUGAUCGUGCAAUAGUAUUGGAGGUUUUCUUUGCAUGCAAUAAGAAUGAAGAACUAGCAGCCAACUAUCUAUUAGAUCACAUGCAUGAGUUUGAGGAAUGAAACCAAGCGACUGCCCGCUGGAGUGUCUUUUACUCCAUAUUGGGUGAAGAACUUCUUAUCAUGUAAUCUUAUCCCAACUAUUUGUCUUGUGAAAUUUUAUCCUUGGACAAAGAUAGCACUUUCUAGUUUCUCUUUUCUUUGUUUAAAUAUUGGUUGCUGUUACCAUCCUUAUUUAAUAGAAAAUUGUGUUGGAAUAUGGCUUAUGA
Jatropha curcas is the source of this 1528-nucleotide messenger RNA. The record is from RefSeq and is a predicted model, not a curated record. NCBI's taxonomy places the organism in Eukaryota, Viridiplantae, Streptophyta, Magnoliopsida, Malpighiales, Euphorbiaceae.